GAAAGUGGAAGGAGUGGAAGCUGAGGUAAUCGAGCGCUUGAAAUUUAGCUUCGAUCACUUAAAAGGACAAGCAAGCGAAAGAUUGUUUUUUGUAUUGUACAGUGUAUCCCGAAGAUUUUGAAAUUGAAAUGGAUGAACUAAUUGAGUGCUGGAUUGAAGAGGGAUUCAUAGAUGAUAUGGGUACAAGACAAGAAAUGAAAGACAAGGGCCUUACUAUUUUGAAGAAGUUAGAAGAUAACUGCUUGUUGGAAAAUAUUACCGAUUAAUUUGAUCAAGCUGGCAUAAAGAUGCAUGAUGCAGUGAGACACAUGGCACUGUCGAUCACAAGUAUGAAUUCUCGAUAUAUAGUACAAGCAGGCUUGCAAUUAAAAGAAUUACCGAAAAGGGGGCAAUGGAGUCCAGAUAUUGAGGAAGUAUUGCUUAUGUAUAACUCCAUAACGGAAUUUCCCGCAGAUGUGCUGCCCACAAAAUGUCAACUGCUCACAACCUUGUUAUUGCAGGGGAACCCUGUAAAGGAAUCCCAUAUUCUUUAUUCAUGAACAUGCCCUAUCUUAGUGUCUCAAUUUGUCCUGUACAAAUGUCGAGAGUUUACCAAAUUCCAUCUCUGAACUAAAGAACCUCACAGCAUUGUUGCUUCGUGGCUGUUCUGAAUUAAGAGAUCUGCCAUGUCUUUCGAUGCUUCAAGAAUUGAAGAAGUUGGACCUUUUUCGGACUAAAAUUGAGGAAGUCCCUGAAGGCAUGGAUAUGCUGAUAAAGUUAAGAUAUCUUGAUCUUGGAGUGUACACUCUGAAAGAGAUACCCGCUGGAUGUUUACCAAAACUCGUUCACCUUCAGCACUUGACUUUUUAUAAGAACAAUGAAAAAACAAGUCUAAAAGCAGAGGACAUGGAACCAUUGAAGAAGUUAGAGUGCUUAACCGGACGUUUCAACGACGUCAGUGAAUUCAAUAAGUUCAUCUCCUCAAUGCAACAAAGUAAGAAAAAUCUCGUCAAGUACAAUUUAGUGGGGGGUGGUGCGUCAAGUAUCCCAACUGAAGGAGAUAAAAUGGUAACAAUUGGAAAAGUCCACAAUUGGGAAGGUGAGUUAAUUAUGCACCCAAUUGAAAUUCAAGAGUUGCAUAUUUAUAGGUGCAACUAUUUGAGAAGCUUAGUCGAUGAUCAUUCUUCCUUCAAAAAUGCGAUUGACUUGAGGGUUUGUAGGAUUUGGUUUUGCGAAGGGAUAGAGUGUGUUGUUUCCUUGUCCUCUUUUGCCUCUUCUUCCGCUCAUCCAUUUCAGAGCCUCGAGGUGUUGUAUCUUCAUGCUCCGCCAAAGUUGAGUGCCCUUAUUAUGAAAGAUGCAGGAAUUGGUUCAGCAACACCAUCAACAUUGGCUCCGUCUGCCACCUUUUCCCAUCUUAAGCAAAUUGAUGUAUACAGAUGCUCAAGUAUGAAAACGUUGCUUCCACAUUGGUUGCUUCCAAACCUCCAAAACCUGGAAGAAAAUUGGGUGGAAGAAUGUGAUGAGUUAGUAGAAAUAUUGGGAGCAGCAACAUCAGAAGUACAAGAAAAAGGGAGUGGUGCAUUAAUCAAAUUCCAUCUUCCCAAAUUGAGGGAGUUGGGAUUGCAGAGAUUACCAAAUUUGAAGAGCAUUUGCAACAAAAGUGGAGUGAUGGUUUGUGAUUCUCUCGAGGAUAUCAAAGUUUUUUAUGGCUGUGAUAAACUAAAGAGAAUUCCUCCAUUUGUUCCCCUUGUUGGCAAUGGGCAGUCAUAUGCAUAUGCUCCACCUUCUCUUACCAUCAGCUCAUUCACAGAAUGGUGGGAAUGGUUGGAGUGGGAUGACCAUCCAAACUUUAAAAAUGUUCUUCAACCCCUUUGGAAGCUUAAGGUAUAUGUUCCGGAGAAAAACAGGAUAAAAAGAAUGAUGGAAGAGAUUAAGGUAAGAGAUAACUAUUAUCAUAGUUUUAUUUCCAAUAAAAGUUAGGAAAGUAUUGUAAAAGGAUAUAAUAAUUUUAAUUUAUUGUAAAAAGAUAUAAUAAUUUUAAUUUACAUGUAAAAUUUCAGGAAA
Molecule: messenger RNA, 2043 nt
Organism: Gossypium arboreum
Lineage: Eukaryota; Viridiplantae; Streptophyta; Magnoliopsida; Malvales; Malvaceae
Product: disease resistance protein At4g27190-like
Exons: 2
Coding region: 676-1959 (427 amino acids)
Source: RefSeq, a predicted model, not a curated record